AUGCCUCCAUCUACCGUCUUUUCCUACUGGCGCCGAGAUCAUCGGCGUUCGUCCGCAUCACCAGCUACAUUGGCCGCGCCCUCGACAUUUGCGAAAGGGACGAAUGGAAGUCCGAUAAGCAAUCCCCCACAGCUUCCGGAGAUUGCAGAUACCCCGACUCUCACCACUACCUUCGACGGUCGCCCCUCACACGAUGGUCCUCCUCCCUGGGCCGAGUCGCCGCUCGCGAUUGACACUUCGAAGCUGAACAUCAGUUCAUCAGCAGCGCCUCUAUCCUCCUCGCUCACUCUCGCCGUGCCGUCUCGGGGACCUGAAAGAGCCAACCGCCCUCAUUCGAGCCCUGGCGACUGCGAGGACGAACAGUUCACAUCCCAAUCGAAUAAUUCACAACUGUCUGUUACGGGUCUACGAUCUGAUCAAGGAGACGGGGAGUCGAAUUCUAAACCGAGUUCGCCUUUCCGACGCUCUUUUGGCAAGCAGAAACGAUCACCAACUGCGGCAGCAGGCUCGGGUCAUUUCCGGUUUAAAACCUCGCCGGAUGACUCCCCAGCGGAUAAACAAAGCAUGCCGCAGAAAGAUUUUAGGGAGGAUAGCAGCGCAACCAUCAAGCGCGCCGGAGAUCGCGAUGUGUCAGGAGAGCAACCGCAUCACAAGUCGGGAAAGGCAAUGCUUCAUCUCUUAAAUCCGAUUACCCUCCUUGCACGCAGACGAUCCGCACAGGUUGUUAGCGCGCGAGCAGAAGAGGUCAAAAUCACGAACCGCAACAUUCCAGCUAUGCCAGAUGAUUAUGACCCCAGAAUUCGUGGCAAAAUUAUUCAUGACUUCUCAGCACCCCGGCCCCGCCGCAAUAUUUCCUUUACACAGCAAGAUACCAAUGCGCAGAAUGCCUCGCCGUCACAAAUUCCCAGUCAGCCCCAAGGGGCUCGCUGGAAUAAUGAUCAGAACAAACGACAUAGUGACCAUUCGCCUGUGUUCAAAGAACAUUUCGAGGACCAAAAUGUUCUGCAAGUUGAAAACAAGGGUUAUCUCCAGUCUUCACUAUUGACGGGUCAGCCCCAGUCUGGGUAUGAUCAAUCACUACCGGUGUUUGCCAGGAACUUACCCUCCCAUUUACCUGAAAAAACCAGUGAGAUUUCAGAGCAGCUUGGACCUGAAGCAGUGGAGGCUCCUCCUGCAAAUCCACCACAAGCAACCCCUCACGCACAUCCCGAACAUCCUCAAGACCAAGAUACUAUUCCCCACGUUCCCUUCAAUCCCUCGGGCCUGCCAAGGCAUCUCAAAAGCAAUGCCUCACGAUUCAGCUUUGACAUGAGUGGAGUGGAAUCCUCCACCCAAGAAAAAAUGCUGGAGGAAAAGCACAAAGCCAAGGAAGCCUCUCGCAAAAUCGAAGAUGGAUAUUUCGAUGAUUUCGAUGAUGACUUCGACAAUGAUAUGCUGGACGACCUAGAUGGACUGGAAGAACAGAUUCCGGGAGUCAAUGUCGAUGCCGAUGACGAUGAUGACUACGACGACUUCUCCGUUUCACGCGAUAUCCACGCGAUGAAGGCAUGGGCUAUCCCGGCAUUGUCGCCCGUGGUUGCGAGCCCGAUUGCCCCUGCACCACCAAAGUCAACGAAUAAUUCGUGCUUUGUCCCUCAUAACUACGAAACCACACAGUUGGAAGACACUUCGCACCAAGAACCGGGGCCGAGGCAUCUGAACCAGGAGCAACUCCCUCCCUUCACUAGGCCUGAUGUUGCAAUACCCCACCUACCAAAUACCACUAGUCAACAGUCACAAAUCCUCGACGACGACGACGAUGACCUUUACUUCGACGACGGCGACUUCGGAGAUCUCGAUGUCGACAACCAAGAUGGAGGAUUCGAUGAGUCUAUAUUUGAUGAUGAAACCAGCCAUUUAUACGAACGCAAAUCGGUGGGUGCCCCUACGGCACCACCAGAAACAGCACCAGCACCAGCGAACAAUGUUGCCACCCCUAGCGGUGGUGAAUACUCUCCAGGGAAGGAAAGCUUUGUGGCAGAGACUGGGGACCACGGUUUGAAGCAUAUGCCUAGUAUGGCCAGUGACUAUCGAGUUCCUGGCUCGGUCAAACGUGGUCCCCUUGGUGAGCCAAUACCAAACAUGGGCCCUGCCCGGGCUCAUGGAGGUGUGCUCACAGAGCAAAAUUUAGAUCUUUUGCACAAUGCCUUAGCUUUUGCGGCCAAUGAAUCCUCCUCUCAUGGGGGCCGCUUUGACCGCACCUUUAGCACGAGUGAAAGAUCCCAGGGACAAGAAAGUGUAGGCCAGACAUCACAAACGGUAGACUCACAACCGGGUCUCAUCUCUGAUGAAAGCCGCACCAACCAGCCUGUAGAUUACAUGGCUUUCGAAGACGUCUUGGAUGACCGCAUCUAUGAUGACUUCGAUGAUUCGUACUUCGACGACGCCAUCGUUGCUGCCGCCAAUGCAGAAGCCCUUGAGAACGACGACGACGGCUUCUACGGCCAAGAGUUCGGCUUCUACGCGCAAGCAGAUGGCAGUGAUAGCUCUGAGCUGACCAAUGGUGGAUACUUUGGUCCUCGACGUGCCGAGGGCAUCACGCGGAACCACAGUAGUCGGGGAAAGUUCCAGGAGCCCAGUCUGACACCCAUCACUGAACGAAGUGAGUGGAGCACACGCAACUCCAUGAUUUCACUCAAGGCCCAUGGAACUACCCACCCCAAUUCAGCCUUGGCGAGCCCGGGGCUGGCUCAGCUAGUCGACAUGGGGAAUCUCGACGAUGAGAUGUCGCUGUCUGCGCUUAUGAAGCUUCGGCGUGGAGCUUGGGGUGGAAGCAAUGGUAGUCUGCGCAGCAGUGCAGGCAGUCCACCACCCCAUACCCUCUCGCCCUCCCACCGCACAAGCUUCACUGGUGCCGAAGUGAGCCCUUUCAUUCCCGAUGAAGGGCCUACCAGUGUCGGUUAUUUCCAUGACGACUGCCACCCACGAACUGCAGCUUCUCCACUGCCGGGACAACCUGUCGAUCUCCCGAUCAACAGAAUGAUUGGACCGACAGCUCUCACAGAAGAUCAGGGUGAAGUGCCGGUCGUUGAAACCGAGCGAUUCAAAGUUCCAUAG
Messenger RNA from Penicillium soppii, 3096 nucleotides. RefSeq lists its product as uncharacterized. Lineage: Eukaryota; Fungi; Ascomycota; Eurotiomycetes; Eurotiales; Aspergillaceae. The record is from RefSeq and is a predicted model, not a curated record. Bases 1 to 3096 code for a protein of 1031 amino acids. The transcript has a single exon.